GUCCUGGUUUACUCAGACCCAUAAGUUAACUGAAGUUGAACGACCGGUCAGUCGGUCACCGUCGCAAUUCACCCGGCCGGCAGCAGGGUGGCGGCGCCAUGUCUGCGCUGAUUAAGAGGUCCUCCGCUAUCUUCAGCUGCAAAUUCAAUUUCUUCCACACCGCAACCUUCACAGCAUCGCUCAUCAACGACACUGGUCUCUACGGCUACAGUCACCUGAAAACCGCCAAAGGAUUUCAACGCUUCGCUGAUGAUGCUAUCGAGAGGUCUAAGGAACUUCUGAGUGACAUUGCUGCUAUGCCGCCUGCUCCCGAAAUUAUUCGAACAUUAGAUGAAAUAUCUGAUACAGUAUGUUCUGUAAUCGAUGCGGCCGAACUAUGUAGACAUACACAUCCAGACAGGGAAUUCGUUGAGGAAGCAAGCCAGGCAUCUUCAAGACUUAAUGACUUUUUACAUUACCUUAAUUCAAAUCACAGCAUAUAUAAGGCAGUUUUAAAAGCAGAAAAAGAAGGAAUUUCACUUACCAAUGAAGGUAAAAGGGCAGCUCGCUUUCUACGAAAUGAUUUGGAGAAUGGCGGCAUUCAUCUCCCCCCUGAAAAACUGGAUCGAGUGAAUCGGCUUAGUACAGAGAUUGUUCAGUUGUGUAGACAGUUUAGUACAAAUAUUGUCACUGACCCUGGUCAUGUGGAUAUAUAUCCAGCAUCACGGGUUUCUAAACCUUGGCGCCACCUUGUCAAGCCUAUCUAUGGUGUGCCAAAGGAUACAUCAAAGGAAUCCGUAUGGUCUAGAGGCCAAAUGAAGGAAAAGGGGUUCAGGUUGGUAACCUCUCCAAACAGUUUGCAGCAUGUACUUCAAUGUGUAUCAGAUGAUGAGGAGCAAAUGGCAGCUCCUGGAGGCCUUUUAUUUGGUGGUCUUGUUGUAAGCACCUACCAAGUGCACAAAUUCUGGACCUAAGCCUAUCUUGAAAUGUAUUAUGCUUUCGGGUAUGGUUGAGAAAGGAAUCGAGAAAGGUACCACCUUGUGAAAUAGAGAAUGGAAUCAAAUUUGCAAUGACUCGAUCUUGUUGUUAUCUUUAGGAAAGAGAUACUAUCUGUUUAAUAUGAACACAUUUGGAAAAGGAAGAGUUGGCUUAGAACCUUGGUCCAAGGGACAACUGCAUUGAAGGCUGUAAAUUUGUUUUAAUUUUUUCUUUUCACCACCAAAGUUAGGCACAUUCAGUUUUUUGUCCCUUUUAUCUUCAUAAGUCAUAUUUGUUCUCUCUCUCUCACACACACACAUGUAAUGAUAAAUCCCAAAAACAAGUGAAGUAGAAGAAACUUGUGAAGGAAGAAGAAUCUUUGGGGCAAGAAGAGAUUCUGCUUCACUAUGUCAUUUUCAGCUGGCUUCAACGUCAAUUUAUGCAAAGGAAAAACAUAAACUUAUGAUGACAAGUCGACAACUUUAGUGGGUAUGUGCAUAUCUUUAUAACUCCUUAUUCAUAGUUCAACUCAUGAAUAAUAGGGUAAUAGGACACAUAAGUGAUGCAGCAACAAGCCAACAGCAAUGUCAAACAAAACAACUUAACAAUAAAACACUUAAACUAAUUGUUUUGGGCCAUCCACAUGAAUUGAAUUAAUGUUUCAUUGGCACUUGAACUACUUUGGGUGAACAGCAAGGAAAUGAUGUUACCGUAUGAAUGGAUCACUUGAUUGUGACAUGAUGGGUUCGUCCUAAAGGGCUUUGUCAAAAGUGUUUUUUUACAAAGAGGUUAAUCCCAGUGUGGUUAUUAUCAAUUUAUCAUUGUAAUCAUGUUGUCUUCUCUUGGGAUGUUUUGGGUAUGGAAUCGUGUUUUCUGGUUAUUCAUCGUCAUUACAAGUUGAAUGAUACAAAUGGUUGAUUCAAUGGCAUCGAGGUUGUCCUCCUCGGUUGCCAUUUAGAAUUUGCUUUAAUGCCACUGGAAGGCUGGAUGAGCCACCAGUAGCAUGCUAGUUGGAAUACAUAAUAAAUAUGACUUCAACCUGGACAACUUACUAAUACGUGGGUGAAUUGAGAAUAUUACAUUUAUUGUCUUAUUGUUAUGCUAUUAUUUUGAACAUUAUUGUUGUUGUACAACGUAAGUUGUAAUGUAGUUGUCGUAUUAGGACAACUAAAAGUUUAUUUGUAGUUUAAGCUAUGACUAAGGAGUUGUUUGGAUGUGCAUUUGCUCUGCUAGAAAUAUUGUCAUAGAUUUAGUUCUCUCCUUUGUUUUUUUUUUUUUGGAUGAAAUUAGUUCUCUCCUUUGUAUACAUUGGAAUGGUAGCCCACUGAAAGUGACAUGAUGGAGUAGAAUUAUCUCCUGCCGCAAAGCUUCUUCUUCUAUCUCAGAUUUCUUCUUCCAUAUAGAAAUACUCCCAUAGUGAUAUCAACAAGAAUCCCAUGACAUGAAUCUCGUCGUUUGGAUCAACUCGCCUCCAAAAUGAAUGCCUGAUUUGAUCAAACCAUUGCCUCAUGAACACAGAAACCUAACUCCACAAACACAACCAUAGACGUGAACCCUAUCAUUCAUGAAGAACCCAUUCACAACAAUUUUAAACUAACGACCUUAGGCGUUUCAUCCAAAAUUUUGAAAAGACACUGUCAGAUAGAUCCACCAAGCGCAACAGUAGUUACAAUGAAUUUGGAAGUCUUGGCAUGACAAUGGCACAAAUAGAUGAUCAAAUGCAAGUGAUACGUUGGCAUGGUAGAUCUUUGGAGGCCUUAUUUCGUCCCAAUUAGACCACUAUCGUUGGGGCGUAUUGAGAAGCUAAGAGCAAACCAAAUUGAUUAUCUAUCAGACUCAUUCUUAACUGCAUGCUUCUUAGCCAGUCUUCGGGAUGAAAUUGAAAUGUAAUGGAAAGCUUCUCCUCUAUGGUCUUCUUCCCUGGAAUUUGUCACACUCUCUCUGGAAGUCUUCCCCUCCCCUUUCAAUAUAUUCCUGGGUUUUAUCAUAUGUAAUCUUCAAUCCUCUUCAGUUUUCCCUGAGCACACCGUAACUAGUGGGAGCUGGGAUGGUGACAUUGUUUAUUAUUUCAUCAAUCUUGUCAAUUGUUGAACUCUUUAUAGGUUAGGAAGAUGGCAUAUAUCAAGGGAAAUUCUGCCCCACGUGCAAAUAUUGUGAUUCUUGACAAGCUUAUUGAUGCUCGCCAUGAAUUUUCUCAGAUUCUAGGUUAUAAUUCCUAUUCUGCAUUUGCUCUACAUUCAUCUAUGGCUGCAUCCCCAGAAGUUGUAUUUUCCUUUCUGCUAGAGAUGAGCAAACUAGUUAGAGCCAAGGCUGAUAAGGAAUUCAGAGCAAUCAAGGAAUUUAAGAGAGUCAAGAGUUGUGAAAAGGGUGGAGACUUAGAGCCAUGGGAUGAGGGGUACUACACAUGGUUGAUGAAGUCUUCAGCAUACAACAUGAAUUCCUUGGCUGUGACGUCAUAUUUUCCUUUAGCACGCUGUAUUGAGGGCUUAAAGAUUUUGGUUGAGUCACUGUUUGGCAUUACUUUUCGGCAUAUACCUUUAGCCCCUUGUGAAUCAUGGCAUCCAGAUGUGAUCAAAACAUUACUACAUCAUCCUGAUGAGGGUGAAUUGGGUUACUUAUACCUAGAUUUGAAGUCAAGAAAGGGUAAAGAUCCUAUUUGUGCCCAUUUUGCCAUCAGAGGAGGACGUCGGAUUUCUGAGACAGAGUACCAACUUCCUAUUGUUGCUCUUGUUUGUGAUUUCUCUGGUUCAAGGUCAACAUCAGUGAUGCUUAAUCAAAAUGAAGUAGAAACACUUUUUCAUGAAUUUGGGCAUGCUCUUCAUUCAUUACUUUCAAGAACGGACUAUCAACAUUUUUCAGGGACUAGAUCUGUAAUUGAUUUUGCUGAAACACCUUCAACUCUUUUUGAGCACUUUGCAAUGGAUUAUCGUGUUCUAAGCAAAUUCGCUAAGCACUACUCGACUGGUGAUGCCAUACCAAAAGAAUUGGUGAAAUCGAUGGUUGGAGCAAAAAACAUGUUUUCUGCAACAGAAUUGCAGCGUCAGAUAUUCUAUGCCUUAGUUGAUCAAACACUUUUCGGAGACCAACUCUCCUCAGGAAGAGAUACAAUGUCCAUUGUCGCUGAUCUUAAAAGGCAACACACAAGUUGGAAGCACGUGGAGGGAACACAUUGGCACACCCGAUUUAAUCAUUUCACAAACUAUGGUGCAGGUUACUAUAGCUACUUGUAUGCGAAAUGCUUUUCGGCAACCAUAUGGGAAAAUAUAUGCAAAGAGGAUCCACUCUCAGCUGCAACUGGUUCAGCUCUCAGGGAGAAGUUACUGCGGCAUGGAGGAGCGAAAGAUCCUACUGAUAUAUUGAACGAUCUUGUUGGUGGAAAUGGUAUUACCAAGACUUCAGGCGAGGGUGUGAUACCUGAUGUUACCUGCUUCUCCAACUUGCUGGAGUUGGAGCUAUAGAAGUGGCAAGUCACCCCUUGCUCUAAUGAUGCAGAAGAAUCUUGAGCAUAUGGAAUCUCAUGUCCAUUCUCUACUUAGUUGCCUUCCCCGUCCGCGUCUGGUGUUGCCCUUUCCCUUUUUUCCCCUGUAGUAAGAUGCCCUGAUGCCUAUUGGGAUUUUGUAUUUUUGGUAUAAAAAAAUAACUGCUGUACUUUUAUCUAUAGCAUAUAGGUAUUUUGUUUCAAAACUAGUAAUUAUAAUUUGUUUUAUAGAAUGAUCAAUUUACUCUAAAUUAAUUUCAUUAGAGUAAGACUCUAAUUUAGUAUAGAGGUAAGAUUGUGUACAUUCGACCCCCUUACCUCACCGAAUGUGGGAGCCCUCAUGGCACUGGAGUAAUGAUG
Cuscuta epithymum is the source of this 4795-nucleotide messenger RNA. The record is from the annotation of a GenBank genome assembly. Lineage: Eukaryota; Viridiplantae; Streptophyta; Magnoliopsida; Solanales; Convolvulaceae.